Messenger RNA from Cucurbita moschata (crookneck pumpkin), 1409 nucleotides. Its product is annotated as protein TIC 20-I, chloroplastic-like. The transcript has 4 exons. The coding region runs from base 400 to 1209 and encodes 269 amino acids. The record is from RefSeq and is a predicted model, not a curated record. Lineage: Eukaryota; Viridiplantae; Streptophyta; Magnoliopsida; Cucurbitales; Cucurbitaceae.
UCUGCCCUUAGGUUUAUCUUCAGUCGCUACCCAUUUUCGCAGAAAUCCAUCACCAGCCCGUCUCCUUCUUCGACGUUAGCAGCUGGUCCUCCGACCAGUGAUCCAGCCGCCGGCGACGAACUCGAGAAGUUUUCUUCUCUGGCGCGAGCACCUAUCACGAGCCGCGACGCACAGGUCAGCAGUUGGUCCUUCGACGAACGCACGUCCACUGAUUUCUCUUCCCAGGUGACAUUCGGAAGCAACCCACAACCCGAAUGCCUCAAAUCGGAUUCCCCAUAACCUGUAAAAGUGAGAUUUAGUUCGAACCUGUUCGAACACAUUCCAGCAAAGACUAAAGCCUUGGAUAGUGGGUUCGGACUGCUCGAUUCAAGUUUAAGGUUGACAUUGGGUAACUUCGAUAUGAUUCUCAAUGGAUGCACCACACCCACUGGCUUCUUCUUCUCAAAUUCCAGGUUGUCUAUCCCUAACCGUUCAGCGAUCUCACGUAGUUCUGAUUGCAGUAUGCAUGCUGCUGCUAGCAUUAGAAGUUCAAGGGAACCUCAUUUAGAGCAUCAAACAUGUCGCUAUAGAGGUGUCUUUCCCUUAAAACUAGGUGCUGGAUCUUCCCAUUUCUUAAGCGGGGAUCUAGGUGGCUUGCUACAUACAAUCCCAAGGUUACCAAGGAAAAGAAAUGUUAGCAUGACACCACGGGCAGCCAAAGAUAUCCCUACGAGUUAUCGUUUCCCUCCGAUGACCACUAAACCAAAAUGGUGGUGGAGGACAUUGGCAUGCUUACCCUAUCUAAUGCCCUUUCACGAAACUUGGAUGUACUCUGAAACCGCGUACCACCUACACCCGUUCCUGGAGGACUUCGAAUUCUUGACAUAUCCAUUUCUCGAAGCCCUUGGACAACUACCAACUUGGUUCUUGAUUGCAUAUUUCUUUAUUGCCUAUCUAGGAAUUGUAAGACGUAAGGAAUGGCCACACUUCUUUAGAUUUCACGUAGUCAUGGGCAUGUUGUUGGAGAUUGCCCUGCAAGUGAUUGGUACAGUGAGCCGUUGGAUGCCCCUUGCAGUCUAUUGGGGUAAAGUAGGGAUGCACUUUUGGACAGCCGUAUCGUUUGCUUACCUAUUCACGGUUUUGGAAGCCGUUCGCUGUGCCCUUGCAGGCAUGUAUGCUGAUAUCCCUUUCUUCUGUGAUGCAGCCUACAUCCAAAUUCCAUACGAUUAAGAACUCUUCGGUUUAUAGUCUCGGUGCGAGUAGACUGUGAUAUGGACAUGUACUUUUGUUACUGCCCUUGUAAAGUGCAGUCGGAAAUGAACUUCAAACAUUCUGAACUCUAUUUGCAUUUUGUUGAUGAGCUUGUGGGAGAAGUAAAGAUGGAAAUUUAUCCUUGCCGCCUUUUGAGGGUAAGUCUCUUCACUGCUUUA